Molecule: messenger RNA, 2783 nt
Organism: Salvelinus sp. IW2-2015
Lineage: Eukaryota; Metazoa; Chordata; Actinopteri; Salmoniformes; Salmonidae
Gene: eif4ba
Product: eukaryotic translation initiation factor 4Ba
Molecular function (GO): RNA binding
Source: RefSeq, a predicted model, not a curated record
AUGGGCCGGGUGUGGCAAGCAUGGAGAUAUGCAUUGAGUAGCGUCGACUAAACAUUUUAGAAAGGGAUGGACUCACCUUUUGAAAUACAUACUUUCUCCGGGUGUUUCAGAAUUGCGUGCUCUGUGUCAGGGCUGUAUCACGAUCGACGCUGCAGGGUGGGAGUGGGCAUGGGACCGAGUAAACAUCGCACUUACAGUUUUUUCCCCCCCCAGGAAGAGGAUCUGGUCAUUGACCACAGGAAUGACCAUGCGUCUUCAUAGAUAUUGUUUGUUUGGGACUACGAUAGUUGCAUACUGUGCCGACACAGCUAAGAAGAAGGGGAAUAAGAAGGUGAAGACCCUAUCUCUGACUGACUUCCUUGCUGAUGACAAGGGGGGCAACGCACCCACAAGUUACGCUCCCACCAAGCCCACUAGCAGCUGGGCAGACGAGACAGAUGACCUGGAAACAGAGGUGUCCACCUCCUGGCAUACAGAGGAGGAUAUGUACAGGGCCCCGGCCAUCGACCGCUCCAUCCUGCCCACAGCACCCCGUUCAGCCCGGGAGCCAAACGUUGACCGCGCCCGUAUCCCCCGUGGUCCCCCUUACACCGCCUUCCUGGGCAACUUGCCCUACGACGUCACUGAGGACUCAAUCAAGGACUUCUUCAGGGGUGUGGGGAUCAGUGCAGUGCGUCUUCCUAGAGAGCCCAGUAACCCAGAGAGGCUGAAGGGCUUUGGCUAUGCUGAGUUUGAUGAUGUGGAAUCCCUCCUGAGUGCCUUGAGUCUAAACGAAGAGAACUUGGGAAAUAGAAGAAUCCGUGUGGACAUUGCAGACCAGUCUAAUGACAAAGGGAGGGARAAUCACUCCAUGGGUGGCCGGGACAGGGACCGCGGGGGAGACUUUGGCCCAGACAAGACAGACUGUGAUGACUGGAGGGCUCCUCGGCCCAGUGGAGGAGAGAGUGACGACGGGCCGCCUCGGAGAGACGAUGCCUUUGGAGACCGGUCACGGGACCGCUACGAGUCAGACAGGCCCAGAGGAGAUGAUCGCUACGGAGGGGGCCAGGACAGGUUCAGGGAUCGCUAUGAUGACCGGGAUCGCAGAGAUGACAGAGGAGGUGGUUUUGGUGGCAGUGGUGGUGGUCGCAGGGCAUUUGGCACUGGUUACAGGCGCGAUGAGGGAGGACAGGAUAGCUACCGGCAGGAUAGCUACCGACGGGAUGACUACCGGGUUAGUGGGGAUCGUUAUGGUGACCGUGGUAGUGAUCGAUACGAGAGACGGGAGGAAAGCCGGGAUGACAGAGGUGCUGUCGAGAGGCCCAAGUUGAUCCUGAAGCCCCGUAGCGUACCCAAAGAGGUGGAGCAGAGCAACACCCUGUUUGCCCCCUCAGGCAGGGCUGCCUCCAUCUUCGGCGGGGCCAAGCCAGUGGACACAGCCGCCAAGGAGAGAGAGGUCGAGGAGAGGCUGAAGAGGGAACAGGAGAAACUGCAGCGACAGCUAGAGGACAGGAUCCCAGACCGCAAGCCCAGAGAGAGGCACCCCAGCUGGCGUAGUGAGGACCAACCUGCAGAACGCUCUCGGACUGGCAGCGAGUCUUCCCAACCAGGCAGCCAGUCUGGCAGAGCCUCCAAGCGCAGGGAGAGCGAGCGCUCGGUGGACAGUGGUCGUGAAGAGGAGCCCUCCUCCCCUGUGACCCUGCUCCCUCCCAGACAGGACGGGCAGGCCCUGAAGGUGGUGCUUGCCCCGCCCCCUAAGGAGAACGCCUGGGCCAAGAGGACCAUGCCCGUUGGGGGCUCCAGUGAGGGCUCGGCUGGGCUACCUGUCGCCCCCAGCAGUGACACAGCCCCACAGCUCACCAGCUCCUCAAGCUUAGCUGACGAUGAGGCAAAUAAAAAAGAGGUCGAGCUCAGCGAAUAAGUACAGUAUGCAGCCUUGCUAUAAUGGACGCAGACCCACAUGACAAUAUGGAGGACAAUGCAGACAGAGGUGGAAUGAAAGAAGUGAAGAUGUUUGAUGCCAAAAGAGUGAGAUCUCUGCUCUGCACCACAACCUGGCUGGAGCUGCACUACAGCUCCCUUCCUGCUAACCUGCUUCAAUAGAAACCCACCCACAGUGCUGACUGGCUGCACCUUCAGGACUGGACCUAAACAUAGAGAAAUAAUGACUGGUUUUAAGUAAAAGAGACUGGAGGUUGAAGUUUUAAUCAUUAUAACAAUUUUGAAAGGUGGGGGUUGGGAAAACAUGUAUUGCUACGGGCGUCGUCGCCACCCACCACCAGUCUAAAUGCUGGACUAUGUAAGCUGUCUGAGCUCUGUAAGCCUGGUUAUGCUAAUGAUGGAGCGCCUGUGUCCAAGAGGGACAGACAAGAGUUUUAAUCAAAGAAAACAGACAAAGUCUCCUUAUUUUAGGGGGCUUUGCUGACAUACCGUAACUUUUUAUUUGACUAUGAGGGAAGCAAUGUUUGUGUUCCUCUGAUCAUCAUGUAUAGCAGUCAUUAGCUGCUUCUUUCCAGGGUCUUUCCCAAUACACCGUCAAUGGCUCCCUGCUUCCUUCACAGAAAGGAACCGCUUCCUUGUCUCAUCCGCACCUGCCUGGAGGUCAACGCCAAGGCAACCAUGUCAUGGAAAAUCAUAUGAGCUGUGUGAUAAAUGUUUUGGAGGCAUGCUCUUCCCUCACUCUUAUCCAUGGGCCAAGUGUUGACUGGCAUUUAAUGCAGAGGAUGUUUCAGCAUUGUCGUAUGUAACCCCACUAUCACAUGUAACUGAAGAGGGAGAUCUCAUUAAAUGUUUCUGGAUGUUUC